Arabis nemorensis is the source of this 657-nucleotide messenger RNA. The record is from the annotation of a GenBank genome assembly. Lineage: Eukaryota; Viridiplantae; Streptophyta; Magnoliopsida; Brassicales; Brassicaceae.
AUGGCUUCUCCUCUUCUUCCGACUUCAACUCCUGAUCAUCAUCUUCUUCCCGGCGGCGACGAUCCACAGUUGCUAAGCUCUCUUCGCCUCCUCGUGUCUCGUGUUCUUGCUUCAAUCCGUCACGCUUUAGCCGACGCUCGGCCUUGGACCGAGCUCGUUGAUCGGUCAGCGUUUUCGCGGCCUCCGUCGCUUUCGGAGGCCACUUCGCGAGUGAGGAAGAACUUUUCUUACUUCCGUGCCAAUUACAUAACCUUAGUAGCAAUCUUGCUCGCUGCGUCUCUCAUUUCGCACCCUUUUACUCUCUUCCUCCUUGCAUCUUUGGCUGCUUCUUGGCUUUUCCUUUACGUUUUCCGUCCCGCGGAUCAGCCGUUGGUCAUCGGUGGACGGACGUUUUCCGAUCUUGAGACGUUAGGGAUGCUCUGUAUCGCAACUGUGGUGGUUAUGUUCAUGACCAGCGUUGGAUCGCUCUUGAUGUCGACUCUGGCCCUUGGAACUAUGGCUGUGGCCAUCCACGGCGCGUUUCGUGCGCCUGAAGAUUUGUUUCUUGAGGAACAAGAAGCCAUUGGAUCUGGUUUAUUCGCAUUCUUCAACCAGACCGCCUCAAACGCAGCUGGCUCUGCAAUCGCCACCUCUGCGAUGUCGCGAGUUCGAGCCUGA